UUAACAUCUCCACAUUGAAGCCAUAAACAACUCUGAUUACGGUUUUUGAUUUUAAGCUGAUGAAAUGGCAAUAACAUAUGAGUUUAACAGCUGGUUUUGGCCAUUUUGCAUACUGACUUUCCUUCUUUGGGUAGCACUGAAGUUUCUCAAAUUGUCAUCAUCACGAGAAAAUGAUGUAAGUAAUGGAAGACCCCUCGACUUUCUUGAGAAGUAUAUAGAAUCUGCUUCAAUAUUGAAUGAUGGACAGGGUAAUAUAUGCUGUGCUGUAUCACUCUCAUCUAAACAAAGCCUUUCAUUUCAAAAUAUUUACGAUUCUUUGGUACUGCUAGUAAAGCGUCAACCCAUGCUUAGAUGUGUAAUCUCAACGAAGAAUGAUGGCGAGCUUUACUAUGAUAUAAAGAAUGUUGAAGAUGCUAUUCUGCUCUUCGAUAUCACAAAAUCUGACGAUAAGAUUUCUGAUUGGAAAGAUUUAAUAUACAAGCACACUUCGAAGGUUCAUAAUAACAAAUUGUCGUGGAAAGCUGCUGUACUUGAACAGGAAUACAAUCCCACCACACAAGUUUAUUUGAAUAUGAUAAUGUUUGCUUUUAAACAUUCUUGUAUAGAUGGCAUUUCUAUCAUUAAAUUUGUAGAGCAAUUCAUAAAUACCCUUAAUGAGAUAUCCAGCGGAGUUAGUAAUGUUCACAAAGAAAUUACAAGUUUAAAAUUGUUGCCUAGUGGGCACAGCUUGGUUAUUCAAGAUAAAGUCGGCCAUAAAUUGUUUCAGUUCAUCAUUACAUGCUUUGGUUUUCGCCCAAUCCUGACCUUUCUUUUAAAGCAAAUGAUUUCUUACACUUUUAAAAACAAAGCACCUAAUUUAUUCUACAAAAAGCACCCUCCAAUUUCUUGGGAUAGAUCAGUUGAGCGUCUAGAAAUGAAGACCUUUACCAAAGAAGAGACGAAGUUGGUUGUUAAAGGCUGCAAAGCCAAUGGUUGCACAGUUACUGGAGCGAUAACAGCUGCCAUUCACUUGGCAUUCUACCAUUUAUUGGACGAAAAAGAUACGACAAAGCUUCACUUAGAAUCGAGGUUUGUCUUUAACAACCGAUCUUAUGGCAAUCAAAAAGCCCAAGACGACUACUUGGGUGUGUUCGUGUAUUCUCUUCUUUAUAACAUGAUGUAUUCCCAACCUGCCCUCAAAGAGUUUUGGACAAUGGCAAAAGAAAGUUCUGUUCAAUUAAAACAACUUGUGAAAAAUCAAGCAUUUGUCAGAGAAACUACUUUAAUGGCCAGCAGCGCUCUUGAUCCUAAAAUUUUGGCGAAUCUUCCUAAUGAAAACGACAACAUUUUGAAAUCUACCAGCAAUCUAAUUUCAAGCUAUGGCGUUUUUGAUUUUGACAACCCUAAUGCAGCAUCAACCAUCUAUAAAGUAGAAAACUGUUUUAUUCAUGGUAUUUUUCACAACACGGAUGUUAUAUUUCGACAUCACAUUUGUACUGUAAACGGAAAACUGACCUGGAUGAUAAAAUGUGAUGCCACCAUUUCUGAAGAUCAUCUCAAGCAGCUAAGUAAUUUAUGUUUUAAGGAACUGAUCAAUAACUGCUCUAUUGUGAAUAAAGAGUAAAUACCAAUGAUAUGAUAAACUUCCUCAAA
Messenger RNA from Xenia sp. Carnegie-2017, 1632 nucleotides. RefSeq lists its product as uncharacterized. The transcript has a single exon. NCBI's taxonomy places the organism in Eukaryota, Metazoa, Cnidaria, Anthozoa, Malacalcyonacea, Xeniidae. Bases 65 to 1603 code for a protein of 512 amino acids. The record is from RefSeq and is a predicted model, not a curated record.